This is a messenger RNA of Cryptomeria japonica (Japanese cedar), 1659 nucleotides long. RefSeq lists its product as uncharacterized. The record is from RefSeq and is a predicted model, not a curated record. Bases 1 to 1659 code for a protein of 552 amino acids. Gene Ontology annotation, cellular component: nucleus. The transcript is spliced from 3 exons. Lineage: Eukaryota; Viridiplantae; Streptophyta; Pinopsida; Cupressales; Cupressaceae. Gene Ontology annotation, molecular function: DNA binding.
AUGGAAUGUGCUAUGAAAGAUGUUGAAGACAAUUCAUAUUCCAUCAGAGCGGCUGCAAAAAAGUGGGGAAUUCCUGCGAGCACUUUAACAUAUUGGCUUUUAGGGCUGACAACAACAAAAAGAAGAGGUCCACCAACGAUCCUUUCGUUGGAAGAAGAGCUAGAAAUUGUUGACUGGUGCAAAGAUAUGGCUCAACUUGGUCACGGAUUAGAGAUUAUUCAGCUAAAGUUGCAUGUAGCUCAUAUAUGUGAAACAAGGCCAAAUCCAUUCAAGAAUGGUUUCCCAGGUAGAUCAUGGUGGACAGGUUUCCGCAAACGCCAUCCAGAUUUGACAAUAAGGGUUGCAGAGGGUCUAGACAGGGAUAGAGCAGUAAUGCUACGACCAAGUAUUAUGACAGAUUUUUAUGACAACCUGGAGAAAUUGUACAAUGCUUCUGAAUAUGGACCAACAAAAAUAUGGAAUUGUGAUGAAACAGGUCAUAGAAUUCUAGGAUUUUAUCUUUUCAAGGCCAAAAGACAGCUUAAAAACUACAUUGCCAACUGUGAACCGGGAGCAUGUAUGGCUGCACAACCACAUGCUUGGAUGACAAAAGAAUUAUUUUUAAAUUGGCUAUAUCACUUUGCUAGAUUUGUUACGGGUGGAGUUUCACCCACAAACAUACAUCUCCUUAUAUUUGACAGCCAUCGAAGCCAUGUUGCUUUGACUACAAUCCAUGAAGCAAAAUCUCUUGGUAUUGAUCUUCUAGCAUUGUCUGCCCACACCAGCCACAAAUUGCAGCCUCUAGAUUUGAGUGUGUUCUCUCCAUUCAAGGCACAUUUCAAAUCUGAAAGGUCAAAAUGGAUGGCCAAACAUCCACACAUAGAAAUAAGGAGAACUGAAUUGGCAGAACUUGCAAGUAAAGCAUUCAAACUUGCCCUGACAUCUGAAAACAUCAUAGCUGGUUUCCAAAGGACCAGAAUAUGGCCAUUAAAUAAAAAUGAUCUUUGUAAUGACAUGAGACCAAGUGAUGCAUUCAAUUUACAAGAUGAUAAUGAUGCUACAAGCAUUGCUAGCAUCUUAAGAUUAGCUGGCUUUGGAGAGGCACACGUGGAAGAGUGUUUGGAACAAUGUUUUGAACCACCGAAUUGGAUUAAAGAAGGAGCAAAACAUUUAGGAAUACAGAUUGAUAUGGAAAAUGAAGAAGUUUCUUUAUCCAUGCCUUCACCUCCAAUGCUUAGCUCUGAGGUCAUUCAUUAUUAUGUUGAUACAAUGGAUUCAAAUAAUUCAAAUUUAGAAACUAAUGAAGUUGCAGAAGAUGAGCAGGAUGAACACAAUCAAGGUUCUUUGAAGAUAGCUGCAACAUUUGAGAUAGAAGACAAAGCUGAAGAAAUGUUAUGCAGUCAAGGCUCUUUAAAAAAAAUUCUGAAGUUACCCAUUGAAAGGGUGAGAAAUAGGUCUAGUCUUCUUUCUAACAAUAAUGCACUUAAAUUGGGUAGUAAAUCUCAAAUCCUUACUUCCAAUGAAUACAUAAUUCGAGAACAGAAAAAAGAAGCAAGAAAAGCUAAAAUUGAAGAGUUGAAAGUAAGGAAGAAAAAACAAAAAGAGGCAAGGAAACUUGAACAAAUUGCAAGGAGAAAGAGGAAAGACGAGGAAAAGAUUGAAAGACAAAUAAUAAAGUAG